UAGAAAAGCUUUCCAAUGAUCAGCAAAUAAACCAAACUUUACAAUUGCUAAUUGUAAACUGUUGUGUAAUAUUCAGUGCUUUGAGGUUUUAUUAUAGUUUGUUACUGUAUGCAAAGUAAACACAAAACCAUAGAUGACCACAAAACUGAUACAUCUGGAGUGAAACUGGUCAAUUACCUGUAUUGGAAGAAACGAAGCAGAAAAGUGCCAACAUUUUAUUUCACUAAGGUUUUUCUCCCUCCUUAACAAAUACAAUUUGUACUUACAUAUAUAUAUGCAGAUAACCGUUUUGCCGAGAUUCGUUGAAGUUCACCUUUAUCUUGCAUUCCCCGAGUCCAUCCAAAAGUAGGACGACAAUGGUUGUUCCAACAAAGUCGACAUUAUCUACAGUUAUACCGUUUAUACACAUAAUUUUAGAUCGAUUUUUGGAAUUUGUACUUGGUUGGCUUCUGGGUGUUUUUCGUUGUGUACCAGUGCCGCCAAAUAAGAAACAGGAGGAAUUACUGUCAACGGGCGCUGUGCAGCUUGCUCGCCUAAUACGGGAACGAAAAUUGAAGUCCUACGAAGUGGUAAAAGCUUAUUAUGACCGUAUAGUUGCUGUCAACCGUGAGUUAAAUGCUAUUGUUGACGGUCCGUUCUUAGAGGCACUCGAUGAAGCGCGAGCUAUUGAUGAGCGUUUUGAAAAAGGCGAGAUCACAGAAGCCGAAUUAAAGACAAAGCCAUUUCUUGGCGUUCCAUUUACCACAAAAGACAGCACUGAAGUAGCCGGCAAACUGCAUACGCUAGGUUUGGUUUCUCGACGAAAUGAACGCGCCUCAAAGGACGCUGAAUGCGUGCGAUUGAUGAAGGAAAGCGGUGCCAUUAUUUUGGCAACAUCAAACGUGCCUGAAGUCAAUAAAUGGAUUGAGACACGCAACAUGUUAAUUGGGCAAACUAAUAAUCCAUAUGACUAUAGACGCUCUGUUGGAGGAUCAUCGGGUGGAGAAGCAGCGCUAAUCAGUGCAUGUUGCACAGCGUUUGGGCUAGGUACAGAUAUUGGUGGAAGCACUCGCAUACCAGCAUUCAACUGUGGAAUUUUUGGUCACAAACCUACCACAGGUGCCGUUAACAUGCGCGGUUGUACCUUUCGAAGUGGAGAUGAAGAAAACACAAUGGUGAGCGCUGGACCAAUGACACGGUAUGCUGAUGAUUUGAUUCCAAUAAUGAAAGUUCUAAUUGAACCAAAUAUGGAAAAGAAAUUACGUUUAGAUGAACCGGUGGAUCUAAAAAACUUGCGAUAUUUCUACAUACCUUGUAAUAACAUGAUUCAAUGUAAUCCCAUAGGGUCAGAGGAGCAAAUGCUCAUGUUUAAGGUAUGCCGCCAUUUUACAAAUGUAUCGGGUUCGGAAGUAAAACUAGCCACCUUACCCAAUCUUAAUAUGACGGGGAAAAUGUGGCGUUACUGGAUGACACAGGAACCAGCAAACUUUAACAAAUUGUUAGGAAAUGGCGCAACGCUGAACCCAUUUUUUGAACUAUUCAAAAAAUUACUAGGCCGCAGUGAAUUUACGAUGGCUGCGAUUUACUCAUUGAUUGAUGCUUUGUUACCCGAAGAAAAGGAGCAACAAAUUCGUGAGGCGACUAGGCAUUGCAAGGAGGCGCUAAUAUCUAUGUUGGGAGAGGAUGGUAUAUUAUUCUUUCAUAGUUCGCCCCGCACUGCUCCCUUUCAUUACUAUCCCUUGAUAAAAUUCACCGAUUUUAGUUACUUUAGCAUUUUUAAUGUUCUCCAAGUGCCAGUAACACAAGUUCCGAUGGGAUUAGAUAGCAGAGGAAUACCUAUGGGCAUACAAGUUGUGGCAUCAGAAAUGAAUGAUAGACUAUGUCUAAACGUCGCCAAGGAAUUGGAACGAACAUUCGGGGGCUGGGUACGCCCAUAUAAAUCACAGUAAUAUAAAAAUAUGCAUAUUUACAACAUGGCGUCAUCAAGUUCUUUUUAGUAAUGUAGAAUGGGAUAGCGGUAUUAAUUGAAAAAUUUAGUUUUUAAAGCGGGUUUUAAAUCUCUUGAGCAAAAUAAAAAAAACAUAAAUUUUUUGUUUAUAAA
This is a messenger RNA of Anastrepha obliqua, 2080 nucleotides long. RefSeq names its product fatty-acid amide hydrolase 2. The record is from RefSeq and is a predicted model, not a curated record. NCBI's taxonomy places the organism in Eukaryota, Metazoa, Arthropoda, Insecta, Diptera, Tephritidae. The coding region runs from base 357 to 1928 and encodes 523 amino acids. The transcript is spliced from 3 exons.